This is a messenger RNA of Pogona vitticeps (central bearded dragon), 3026 nucleotides long. Its product is annotated as bile acid receptor. Gene Ontology annotation, cellular component: RNA polymerase II transcription regulator complex. Gene Ontology annotation, molecular function: nuclear receptor activity; RNA polymerase II cis-regulatory region sequence-specific DNA binding; zinc ion binding. Lineage: Eukaryota; Metazoa; Chordata; Lepidosauria; Squamata; Agamidae. Gene Ontology annotation, biological process: lipid metabolic process; cell differentiation; bile acid signaling pathway. The record is from RefSeq and is a predicted model, not a curated record.
UGCUGGGAAAAUGUGACGUGUGGAUCCUAGUGGCCUCUGUCCCGGAUGAUUCAGUUAUUAUUUGAUUUAUGUGGUCUUGCUGCUGACCUUGCUUUGACCCUCCAAACGGCUGUGUGGGAAGUUUGUGUCUCUCCGAUACAGUGAAGCACUGCUCUGUAAAGUGUUUGGAACCAAAGUGAAUGCAAAGACACUGAUAAAUACAGGAAAAGUUUUCUUUGCUCCAGAUGCACCCCAAAGAGGAACUAUAAGAGGACAGCUCCCUGCAACUAAGCUGUAGACCAUUAGGAUCCAGGCUAAUUACUGGUAUGGAAACAGCAUAUUUGAAGAAAAGUAUAUGGGAAGAUAGAUUCCAUCAUUAAUAUAACAGAAGAUGAAUGGAAAGGUUUUCUCAUUAAAAGCACAGAACACCUCAAAGUGAAUGAAGCAGUGGCAGCUGGACCACGGCAUGGCAAACACUUUUGUGACAGUACCAGAUGGGUACUGCCUUGGUGACCAAAUCCAAUAUUAUGAUGUUUUGCCAGAACACAUUGGUUAUCCACUGCAAGACUUCGACUGCCAGCCUGGUUCUUACUGUCAGUAUUCACCAAUUCAGUUUCCUCCGGUAUUACAAGCACCGUCUCCUCAGUCUCACUAUGGUACAUACAACUUGGACUCUCAAUACAGUGAUGGACAAUACAUUAUCAGCAAUUGUGAACUUAGUAAACCCAGCUGCAUGGGUGCUCAUAAUGAUGGAGGAGGAUAUCCUGGACAGAAACGACCCAGACUUAGUCAUUCUGCCUCACGAAUAAAGGGACAGGAAGAGCUCUGUGUGGUUUGUGGGGACAAGGCUUCAGGAUACCACUAUAAUGCACUCACCUGUGAAGGCUGCAAAGGAUUUUUUCGGCGUAGUAUCACCAAAAAUGCAAUCUACAGAUGCAAGAAUGGCGGCCACUGUGAAAUGGAUAUGUAUAUGAGGAGGAAAUGUCAGGAGUGUCGCCUAAAGAAGUGCAAAGCUGUGGGAAUGUUGGCUGAAUGUCUGCUAACAGAAGUCCAAUGUAAAUCAAAGAGACUCAGAAAAAAGAGUAGCUUCCUCUGUAACAUCAAGAUGGAAGAUGAGGGAGUGGACAGCAAGCAUGUAUCUUCUACAACCAAACCUUUAAAAGUCCUUGAGAGGGUGGAACUUACUCCUGGAGAGCAUGAGCUUAUUGACCAUAUCUUGGUUGCCCACCAAAACUGCACAAUUCCCCUGGAAAAAGCAAGAAAGUUUCUACAGGAAACUGCCAAUCCUGAAGAGAACUUUCUACAUCUUUCAGAGACAGCUAUGGUUCAUACACAGACUCUAGUGGAUUUUACAAAAAGACUCCCAGGAUUUGAAAGCUUAGCUGAUGAUGAUCAGAUUGCAUUGUUAAAAGGCUCCACAAUUGAAGCAAUGUUUUUACGCUCAGCUCAAAUAUAUAAUGAACAAGGGAUUGAAUGCCAAACAUCAUUCAGGCAAAGUCAUAUAAAGUUAUCUGUCCAUGCUAUAUGCAGCCAAGAUAAAAUUACUUACACCACAGAAGCAUCUGGCAAUGAAGAAAGUCCAACAUCUACUAGUACAACAGGUAUCACUGAAGAGUUUAUCUCUGCUCUAUUUUACUUCUACAGAAGCAUGGGAGAACUUAAUGUUACUGAGACAGAGUAUGCUUUGCUUGUUGCAACUACUGUGUUUUUUUCAGAUCGUCCACUCCUAAAAAACAAGCAACACGUGGAGAAACUCCAGGAACCCUUUUUAGGACUUCUCUACAAAUAUUCAAAAAUCUAUCAUCCUGAUGAACCACAACACUUUGCCCGUCUCAUAGGACGACUCACCGAACUCAGAACCCUCAAUCACAACCACUCAGAAGUACUAGUAACUUGGAGAACAAGAGAUCCUAAGCUGCCUUCGUUAUUUUGUGAAAUCUGGGACUUGCACUAAACAGUUUAUUAAUUCGUUAAAUUGUUAUAGAGGCCUCUUUUUCUAAAAUAGUAAUUUCCAGUGCUUGUAGUUUUAUUAAAAUAUUUGUUAUAUGGCUAUGGAUUAUUUCAAAAAUAUUGUGCUGUGAUUUGCUGAAAAUAUUUUUAAAUCUAAAAACACAAACGUAAUGUUUUAUGUAGUUGAAAAGAUAUGAGAACAUGUACAAUUUACAGUAUCUGCUUAACAUUAUCGUCCCAGCUGGAAAAGUUAUGUGGAAUAUAAAUUUAAUAUGCUAUAGAUUUGGAUCCAUUCAGGUUUUUUCCAUGUGCCAUUAUAUAUAUUCAGAUAUUUGGUAAACAUGGUAUUAUUUGUCCAGGAGGUUGUCAAUCUGUGAAAACUCCUGGGGACUGGUAUUUCAUGUUGCUAUGCUUCAUAAUUCAAAAGAACACAUGCUGUUAUCUGCUGAUAUCCCAUAUGAAGAAACAUACCCAGGCUUAGAUGGACCUCACACUUCCUACAUUGGUAGGGAGUUGCAUUAAAUGACCCUUGUGGUCCUUUUGAACACUGUAAUUCUAAGAAUUAUGAGAACAUAUCCUAUCUCAUUAACUUGAAGUGGAGCUAUUGAUUAAAGUGUUUCUCUUUUGCAUAUAUGUAUGGUCUCCUCAUCAUGUCAUCAACAUCACACUACAUCCGAAAGUCACAUAUUCACAUGAAAUUAAAUACAGUACAAACAUUUCUUGAUGUUUUGUUUCUAUGUAUCCGCAAAUGAGAAAACAAAAUAAUGAAAUUAUGGAUUAAAUAAUUUAAACCCUUGUUUCCUAUGAGAGUCAAUAUCAUAUUUCUGUUAGAAUGGCUGUUCAAAGUAGGUAUAUCUUUUUUACUUCAGCUAUAGAUAAAAUCUUAAUAGUAAAGUCUUUAAUAUUUUCUAUUUACUUGAACUGAGAAAAUGCACAAACAUUCCCUGCUAUUUCCACAUUUCUCCUUUCAGUUAUAUCUUUCAUCUACUAUAAAAACAUCAACAUAAAAUUUACUGGAGAUAACCAUUUUAUUGUAUUUGUUGUUAAUUAAUGUAGGUUUGAUGGGACAUGGUGGCGCGGUGGAUUAAACUGCAAAG